CUUUACAGAAUAGGGCUUUACGUAUAUGUACAGGAGCAGUGAAAACGACACCUAUUAAUGCCCUUCUAGUAGAGACUGGAGAGAUUCCACUAGAAAUAAGAAGAAUAAAAUUAGCUCUGACAUACUGGAUGAAAAUAAAAAGUAAAAAAGAUGAAAAUGUAAAUUCAACAAUAUUAAAAUAUUGUUGGGAAUACUCAAAGUUCCAUAGUAAUGGAUUUGGAUGGAUCAUAAACAAAUGGAUUAAAAUAUAUGAAUUAGAAGAUAAAGAAAUAGCUCAAUUUAAUCCAAUUAACGUUAGCCCUUCAUGGAUAUUUCCGGCAGUAAAUGUAGACAUAAAACUCCUUAAAAUGAAAAACGAUUGGAAUUUAAAAGAAAUAGGGGUAAAAACCGAUAUAUACUUAAGAAACUCAUAUUAUAAUUAUGCUAAAAUAUAUUCAGAUGGUUCUAAGAAUUCAAAAGGAUGUGUGGGAAUAGGAAUUUAUAUAUCUGAGUUUAAAAUUGACAUAUCUAAAAGAUUAUCUGAUCAACUAUCUGUAUUCACGGCAGAAAUGGUGGCAGUUAUCAUCAGUUUGCAGUGGGUAGAGGAGGUGCGUCCAGACAGAGUAGUAAUUUGCACAGAUUCCAAAGCAGUCAUAGAAAGUAUUCAAGGAGAAGGAAACAAUAGGAAAGAUCUAGUACUAGAAAUUCAACAUAGCUUAUUUAGAUUAUACAGAGGUGGCAUUGAUGUUUGGUUCUGUUGGGUACCAGCACAUCAAGGUGUAAAAGGCAAUGAAAGGGCAGAUAAAUUAGCAAAAAGGGCUUUAGAUCAGGCAAUAACGAUUAAAAUACCUAUUGGCAAAGGGGAAGGGAAAUCAAUUAUUAAGAAUAAAGAAAUGGAAAUAUGGCAAAAAAGAUGGAAUGAAGAUAAGAAAGGAAGGAAAUUAUAUAAAAUACAGAAGUCAAUAUUUAGUAGAAAUGUUAAGGAGAGAAAUAGAAGGGAAGAAAUAAUAAUGACUAGAUUGAGAGUAGGGCACACAUAUUUAAAUGAUACUUUAUAUUUAAUAGGGAAGAAAAAUAAUGAUAAAUGCGAAAAAUGUGGAGAGAAAGAAAAUGUAGAACAUAUACUACUGAACUGUAAAACAUAUGAACGUGAAAGGGAGAAAUUGAGAAGAAUAGUUGGAAAGACAGAUCAAGAAUGGAGUCUGAAAGGAAUAUUGGGAAAUGAUGGAAAUAUAAUGGAUAUUUGUAUGAUAAGAAAAGCGUUAUUUAUUUUUCUUCAAAACACAAAAUUAAAAAAUAGAAUAUGACUGAUGUAGAAUACUGUUGCUACACACUCGUGUACAGUAGGUGGCGGUAUGCACCUUAAAGUUGAUUGCGACCCGCCAUAAUAGAAAAGAAGAAGAAGAAGAAGCUCUCAUUGAACGCACAUGCGCAUUGGACACUGACGAGUGAC
Messenger RNA from Gambusia affinis (western mosquitofish), 1432 nucleotides. RefSeq lists its product as uncharacterized. The transcript has 2 exons. The coding region runs from base 129 to 1286 and encodes 385 amino acids. Gene Ontology annotation, molecular function: RNA-DNA hybrid ribonuclease activity; nucleic acid binding. The record is from RefSeq and is a predicted model, not a curated record. NCBI's taxonomy places the organism in Eukaryota, Metazoa, Chordata, Actinopteri, Cyprinodontiformes, Poeciliidae. Gene Ontology annotation, biological process: DNA replication, removal of RNA primer.